Molecule: messenger RNA, 1334 nt
Organism: Hevea brasiliensis (rubber tree)
Lineage: Eukaryota; Viridiplantae; Streptophyta; Magnoliopsida; Malpighiales; Euphorbiaceae
Product: chlorophyllase-1, chloroplastic
Exons: 2
Coding region: 97-1134 (345 amino acids)
Biological process (GO): chlorophyll catabolic process
Molecular function (GO): chlorophyllase activity
Source: RefSeq, a predicted model, not a curated record
AGGCACAAGUCACAACGAUGAAUAGGAUCAUAGAACUAGUACAAAGAAGAAGAGUUGAGGAGUAUCUCUGAAUUACUCUCUCAAAGCAUCAAAAAAAUGUUGGUAACCUUGUUGGUAAUAUUGCUGGCUUCCGCGUUGGAAGCUAAGCCCCAAUUUCCAACGGUAGUGCUGCUGGAAACCAAGCCUGUUCAGGAUAUACUCGAUGUUUUCGUAACAGGAUCUUUUCCUACAAAAUCUAUUGACGUGAAGAAAUCGAACCCUGCCUCACCUCCUAAACCAUUGCUAAUUGUUUCACCAAUUACUGAUGGCACAUACCCUGUUUUCAUGUUUCUACAUGGAACCUGCCUGGAAAACUAUUUCUACAGUAACCUCCUUCCACAUAUUGCUUCUCAUGGAUUUAUAGUUGUCGCUCCUCAGGUAUAUUCUUGUAUAAAUUGGUUGAUACCCAAACUGCCUAUAAGGGAGUCGAAAGAGAUUGAGUUCGUAGCAGAAGUGGGAAACUGGUUACUUUCAGGCCUACAAUCUGUGCUACCCGAAAAAGUUACUUGGGACCAAGACAAGCUUGCUCUUGGAGGCCACAAUAGAGGUGGAAACAUAGCAUUUGCACUCGCACUUGGAUAUUCUAAGACGCCCCUAGAAGUGAAAAUCUCAGCACUAGUAGGUCUAGACCCUGUUGGAAGGGUUAGUACUGAUCCCAAAAUUCUCACGAAUGUCCCUCAUUCUUUUAACUUAUCGAUUCCGGUCACCGUUAUCGGUACCGGGUUGGGUAAUGAAUCGGUAUGCGGGGUGGUAGGUCUUGCUUGUGCUCCAAAUUAUAUGAACCAUGUGAAGUUUUACAAUAAGUGCAAAGCUCCUGCUAGUCAUUUUGUGACUACAGAUUAUGGUCACAUGGACAUGUUAGAUGAUAAUCCAACUGGUAUAUUGGCGAUUAUAGCAAAUUCUAUAUGCAAGAAUAGCAAGGAUCCUAGGGAUCAGAUGAGGAGGACUGUUGGUGGCCUUAUUGUGGCAUUUUUGAAGGCUUAUUUCCAAGCUGACAGUGGAGACUUCAUGACCAUUUUGAACGAACCUUCUGUUGCUCCUGCAAAGCUGGAUCCUGUCCAAUUUAAGGAAGAACAAAAUCACGCUCAAGUUUAACGCCUAAAUGUAUUUUGGAGGGGAAAAUUCUAGUUUAAACUGGGUUCAUCUGGAACCCAAUAUAUAAUCAUAUGGGAUAGAUCUCACCAUGUAUUUUGUCUUUUGGGUGCAUCGUAAACCGAGUUUUGGUAGAAUAAUCUGUUGAUGAAUUAUUGUCAUUGUUUUUUUUGAUAAUGAUAAAUGGCCCCAUUAAUUGCGAA